GUUCCAUCACUGCACGCGCCUCACCACCCCGCUCCCGCUCCGGCCGGACAAUGGGGUUUGUUGGCUCGCGCGGGCCUCUCGUGCUCUCUCUGUAUCUGGUGGGAUUCCUGGACUUAUUUGCUGUAAGUAUGGUGGUUCCAUUAUUAAGUCGGCACAUCAAACUUCUUGGAGGAAGCUCAACAGUUGCAGGGCUAGUAGGUUCUGUAUAUGGAUUGCUGCAGCUGCUUUCUAGUACUGUAAUUGGUUCUUGGAGUGAUGUUGUAGGAAGACAGAAAGUGUUAUUAAUUACACUCGUACUUAGUGGAUUUAGCUACGGUCUACUUGGCAUCUCUAGUAGCAUCCCUUUGCUAAUACUGGCUAGGAUUCCCACUGGUAUUUUCAAACAUACUCAAUCCAUCUUGAAAGCUCUUCUGUCAGACCUGAUUCCCGAAUACGAACGCCCCAAUGUAAUGGGAAGGUUUAGUGCAGCUUCUAGUGUGGGUUUCAUUCUGGGCCCUGUACUUAGUGGAUAUCUGGUUGAGCUAGAUGGAGGCUUCUACACCACUUCCUUUGUUUGCAGUUUCAUUUUCUUUGUAAAUGCAGGUGUUGUCUGGAGGUUGCCUUACAAAGCAUGGUUGUAUACUCCAACAAAAGAACUGCACUUAACAACAGAAGUGAAUUAUGAGACCAAGUGCGCUACUUUACAAAAAGAAAAAGUUAAAAAUCAUACUACAAAAUCAGUGAUUACAACAACCAAUGGAGCAGCAAGACACAAAACAUCAAAUUCCGUCUGGAGUCAGUGUGUGUUGGUGGGACAAAAUAUAAAAGGACUAAUUCAUUCUAAUCUAUGGGAUGUUUUUCUGGUAAGGUUCCUUAUGGCUCUAGCUAAUCUUCUGUACUACAGCAAUUUUUUUCUUGCAGUUGAAGAAAGAUUUAACGCACCACCCAGACUAAUAGGAUAUCUCAUCAGCUACGGUGGAAUAAUUGGAGCUCUAUCAGGUUUGAUAGCUGGCUCUGUCAUUGGACUCUAUAAUCGCAAAGUGAUCUUACUGCUGUUACAUUCAGGCAUCCUCACGUGUUGCACGAUGGUGAUGUACUCGGUUGCAUCGUCCAUACAGGUAGUUGUACUGUGCUCAACUGUUUUAGGGUUCUCAACCACUAUUGGCCGUGUGUGCAUCACCGACAUGGAACUGAGCCAAGGUGGGCAACAGGCCAGAGGUACUAUGAUAGGAGCCGGACAAUCAGUCACAGCUGUUGCACGUAUACUUGCCCCGUUGUUUUCUGGGAUUGUUCAGGAAUUCAGUGUGUGCGGUCCCCCAAGACUCGGUGCUGCCUUAGCUUUACUGGCCAUCCUCCUUAUGGCCUCUAUACAUUCGAAACUCAAUAAAACCACAGAGGCCAAAGUGAAAUUACAUUAAGGGAUUGCAGAAGUUACCAUGAAGUAAUGUGACUUUUUUGAUGAAAUAUAUCAAAAAAAGUUGUAAUAUUGUGUUUACUUUCUAAAAUUGGAUGAUCAUUUUAUUCCUUGUUUUCCUUGAUAUAAAGCGUUUACUCUUUGUUGCACUCUACUUCCAUAAAUGUUAGUGUCUGUCUGCUACCUGUUGGGUAGGAGUUUUGAUAGCAAAUGUAGCAAGCAGUGUACCCAUGAUGGGAAGAACAGAUAAUCCUAAAUAAAAACAAAGUGCUGGAGAAAUUCAGCAGGUCUGGCAGCAUCUGUGGACAGAGAAACAGAGUUUCAAGUCCAACAUGACUCUUCUUCAAUUUGUUCAAAUCCUGGCCACAUGUUCUUCACCACUACCCACCUCACUGCCAAGUCCCACUUUAAUUUGGUCAGAGGUGGGGAUGCUUCCUGCUUUUACCCUCUGUAAACUUCAGGAGGCUUGUUUUGGUGUCUUAGUUAUUGCUUUAUCUCAUCAGAAAACUCAGCAGAGACCUAGGAAUCAAACUGUUAAUAUCAUGACUUCAGUCACUAAAUUGCACACCACGUAAGUUCUCUGAGUCACUCAGCAGAAGGGAGAUUCCCCCACAAACAGUCCAAAGAUACACACACAAUGAGAGGUGUGGGGGUGGACUAAGUGAAAUGCCUGCCCUGGUGCUCCAGCACCUUGUCCCAGGUGUUUAAAUAAAAGAUUAAAGCAAAAAAAAAACCUCCAGCCCAUAAUCCUCAGCUCCUCCACACACUUUUCAAGCCUUAUUCAUGCCAAACUAUGCCACACCUUGAUCCUACCUACUCCUGUAGCCCUUUAUAGUCCCUAUGUCAACGUAUUGCCAAGCACCCUCUGCCAUCAUAGUGCCUGCCAAUUCACCCAGUAUUAAGAAUGGGCAGACUACGUACUGAAAAUAAAUAAUAUUCUUGAGCAUCCAUUGAUGAAAAAGUUUUUAAAAACUGAUCAAUUUCAAUAAUAACUUUCACUUUAUUUAACUUCCCUUAACCCUUAUGAAAAUAGGUAUUUGUGUUUUAUAAAAUCUCAGAUCAUAUACUUUGUAAGCACAUAGAUCCAUCAAACUAUGAACUAGCUGGCAUACCACUGUGAUAAUGAUUAGUCUUGAAAUCAGUCAUACGGCAUUAAUCGUCUAAUGAAGAUCAUCUGGUUUAUGUCAAAAGAUAGGGCGUACUAUUUCACUUCACUUCAGACAGUUUUUCAAAUAUUUACAGGGAAGAUUUAAAUUUCUUGAUAACUUAUUUGAGAACACCCUUCACAGCAACAAUUAGCUUGGCAAUUCCAACAAGUUUGUUCAAUAUUUAUCCAAAGGACACUGACCCUCUCCUAAAGGACACCUGACUCCUCCCAAUGGUGUCUUGGAACCAUAACCAAAAGGAUUCUGUACCUCUCCAGAAGGGUAUCCUACUUCUCCAAAGAACUCUGGUAAAUUUAUCCCUUUUCUUGACACAUCUGAAGUAAACCAGUCAUGUUUUGGACAUCCUUCAAACGAAAACAGGCUCUGAUUGAAGAUAGCUGCACUUUAACGUGUGCAUUUGCAUGUAUGAACCAUAAGCGUGCAAAGUACAACCCACCACAGCCUGGCUUCAGGGCUGGGACAUCUGGAUUCAUGCCUCUGAUGCUAUUUUGGUUAAGCCAGGGAUCUAUCCAUUUGCAAAAAUUCUGUGCUUAUUCUGGUUACCUAAUAACCAAGCCAGCAGCGUACGCUCUGUAUCACUUCUAUCUGUCAGUGAAUGCAUGAUAAAGACAGAUGAUAGAUAAAGACAUUCAAAGAGCUUCUGACAAUCAGCUUAUAAUUGAAGAACAUAUAUGAAGGGAAGAUACUCAAGCACACAUUGCUUGCAAAACUAUAUCUCAGCAAGAGUCAUUGCUCUUAGUAGACAGAAAUUUGCACAAUGAAUAUUUAUUACUUUAUGAUAUAUUUGAAUUUUAUGUAUUGUCUGUACUUCGUGUAUUUAUAAAAUGGCAACAACUGUGUUAGUUUUAUGUUGUAACAUAUGUAUGAGAAAUACACUUAUUGUGCCAACACCAUCUUUCUAAACCGAAGAACAAACCUUCUUUCAAAGCAUUUGUUAGUCAUUGGGUUAGUCUUUUUGAGAAGAGUAAUCACUGUUGUAUAAAUAAGGUGGUUCUUUUGGCGAUGUAUUCCAAGGUAUCACCCACUUUACAAAUCUUAUUCUAUAUCUUCUCAUUUUCAAUGUCUCUGCUCACUAUCUCUUCAACCACACGACAUCUCAAUUAACUAUGUUUACCAUCCCAAUUCUGGCCUUGCUGUUGUAUAGUUCCUCAGCCCUGCUAACACUGGGCCUAAGACAUUGGUACCUACCCAACCAACCAUCCCCUCCCUUAACCCCAACAUUUCCUGAGAUUUGACCUUCUGCUUGCUUACACCUAAACUGCUCAUUUUGACUACCUUUUGCCACUCACUGUCCACUGCCCUGUACACGCCUGUGUAAUGUUUCUCUAGACUGUUUAUCCAUCUCUGACAAAAUUGUAACUGAUCAUUUUUUUUCUUAACAGUUCAUCAGAACUUUGUUUCCUUGUCCUGUCAUCACCAGAAACUUUCUCCCUAUUGGUCUCGCACCUUACUACUUACCUUAGACCACGGUGGCACGGUGGCUCAGUGGUUAGCGCCAGGGACCCGGUUCGAUUCCAGCCUCGGGCAACUGUGUGUCUGGAGUUUGCACAUUCUCUCCAUGUCUGAAUAAGCACCCUCCGGGUGCUCUGGUUUCCUCCCACAGUCGAAAGAUGUGCAGAUUACGUGGAUUGGCCGUGCUAAAUUGCCUGUAGUAUCUAGGGUGGAAAAUGCAGGGAUGGGGCGGGUGGUAGGUCUGGGUGGGAUGCUCUUCAGAGGGUUGGUGUGGACUCGAUGGGCUGAAUGGCCUGCCUCCACUCUGUAGGGAUUCUAUGAUAUAUCCUUCUACCUUGAGCAAACUCAUCUUGCCACCAUUGUUAUAGAGUCAAAGAGUCAUACAGCAUGGAAACAAACCCUUCCAUUCAACCAGACCAUGCCAAACAUAAUCCCAAAAUAAACCAGUCCCAUUUGCCUGCUCCUGGCCCAUAUUCCUCCAAACCUUUCUUAUUCAUGUACUUAUCUAGGUGUCUUUUAAACAUUGUAACUGUGCCCGCAAUACCACUUCCUCAGGAAAUUCAUUCCACAUGCGAACUACCCAUUGAAUUAAAAAAAUUACCCCUCGUGUCUUUCUAAAAUCUCUCUUCUCUAACCUUAAAAAUAUGCUCCCUAGUCUUGAAAUCCCCCAUCCUAGGGAAAAGACACCUACCAUUAAUCCUAUCAUGAUUUUAUAAACCUCUAUAAGGUCACCUCUCAACCUCCUGCAUCCUGUAACCUCCUUCCUUUACCCCUCAGUUUCCCAGACAACUGCAGCUGCUCAAUGUUCCCAUGCUGUCUGUAUUUCUGACUCCACUCUCUGUACAUUACCCCUUUUCUUUCUGCCCCCUCCACCACUGUAUCAUAAUUCCAUCAGAUCCCACUUAGUCACUGAUCAAGUCAUAUCACACUUGUUCUGGCCAAUGUUUUGUUCCUCAGUCAGCAUCAUAAUCAAGCUAUUUGGUCAUUAUCACAUUGCUAUACAUAAAUGUACAGUGUAGCUACAUUCUCUAUUUUGGAGGGGUGGUGUUGCUUGGUCAGCUCAGUUGACAAGACAGAUAUCACAUUGGAUCAAAUUAAUAUCCACAGCACAGUUCAAUCCCUGUUCUGGCUGUGGUAGAUUCAAGGCUUGUCUUCCUCACCUAUCGAAUGAAAACCAUAGUAUUCUGCUGUGGUCAUGAAGAGCAUUGAAUAAAUCCACGGCAUUCAUUUUGUAUUUUAAAAUAUCUAUCACAUCUGUAAUAGAUGAAAAACACUGUUUCCUUUAAUUAUAAAGGAUCAUAGUUGUUUUUGAUUUAGUUUUUUUUUAAAGGUUAAGAUGUUUUCAAAAUAACCACUUUGGCGUGUAACUAAAGGUUACACUGGAAAUUUUCCACAGUUUUCACUGCAAUCCCUAAAGCAGAAAGAUAGACCACCUGUUCAAGUAUUUUCACUCUGAGGAUAGUCAGAGUCAACAAUGUGGCAAAUGAAGUGUAAAGUGAAUCAGCUGAGAUCAUUCAAUUUGUUAAUACGUGUAGAUCCAUUGUUAUUUUAUAAAAGUAUCAACUGUUGAUGUUCAGAGAAACGUGGGUAUAAACUUGCACAAGGAAAGCAAUAUUAAUAUGCAGAGGCAGCCAGCAAUUGGAUAAGUAAUUGGCAUGUUAGCAAGACAACCUGAGCACAAAAAUGUGGAAGUCUUGCUACAAUUCAUACAGAGCUUUGGUGACAACUGAAGAAGUGUUGCGUGCAGCUUAGGUCUCUACUUAUAAAAGCAUAUCAUUGCCUUGGAGGAGGGAGAGUAAAGGUUCACUAAGUUCAUUCCUGAUGUGAAAUGAUUGCCCUCUGAUGAUAAACCGAGCAAAUUGGGCUAUCUAUGGACUUCGAAGGUUUGAAACUUUACCUCAUUGAAACAUGCAAGCUUCUGAAAAGGUUAGAUGCCAGUUGUUUUCAUUUUUCUGGGUAGUCUUAAACGUAGCCAUGGACCAAGUAGAAGAGUUCACUUUUUUAGGAUUAGGAUGGGAAGGAAUAUGAAUUUUUGGAAUUGUGUACUUCAGAAGAUUGCAGAUGCUCCAAUUGUUGAGUAUAUUCAAGGUUGGAGUGAAAGCUUUGUAGUCUCUCGGAAAUCAAGGUAUAUUGAGAGUGGAAGGGAAACUGAACUUGAAGCAGAUAAUCAGCCCUGAUCUUAUUGAAUGAAAGUAAAGGGUCAGAAGAUUUUGCUAUGUCCUUUCAUAAAUUUCCAAUCGCUGAAUUUUUAUUGAAUUCUAUUGUCUUAGGGGCAAAAGUGCAUUGGCACUAUACUUAAUUUUAUUUUCACAAAAUGGCAGGUCUUACCCAAGCUAUUUGUAUUUCUUAUCCUUGUAAGAGGUAAAGUUGCCAUGGUUCUACUGGUCCAUAGGGCUGCUGUCAUGUUAGAGAGAGACAACUGGUGAUGCAAAAACAGAAAUUGCAGUUCUGGUAGCAUUUGUGGAGAGAAAUCAGAGUUAAUAUUUUGGGUUGGGUGACCAUGGUGGUGGUUUAAUAUGAGGGUCACCACACCUUAGGCAAGAGGAGAGGUUGAGAUGGAGAGUCCUUCAUAGUGACCUCAGCCAGUGCAGGAAUUGAACCCAUGCUGUUGGCAUCACAAACCAGCCAUCCAACCAAGUGAGCUAACGUUGUUCAAUAUUGGUCAGACCACUAUAUAGUAAUGUUUACAAAAGAAAUGUGAAAAGACUAGUUGUUUGACAAUUGUUCUCUAAAUAUUCUCAAGUAAUAUUUAAUUCUUGUAAAAUUUGGUUUUCAGUUUUAUCUGCAAAUGUUAUGUAAGUUAUUGGUACGUGCAUUGGUGCUAAUAAAAUUGAUAUCCUAAUAAACUGUAAAUUUUUGGGAUGUA
Molecule: messenger RNA, 6877 nt
Organism: Rhincodon typus (whale shark)
Lineage: Eukaryota; Metazoa; Chordata; Chondrichthyes; Orectolobiformes; Rhincodontidae
Gene: slc67a2
Product: major facilitator superfamily domain containing 9
Exons: 6
Coding region: 51-1397 (448 amino acids)
Biological process (GO): transmembrane transport
Molecular function (GO): transmembrane transporter activity
Source: RefSeq, a predicted model, not a curated record